CAGUUCCCCACUAGUCUUGCAUCUAGGAGGACCAAAUGUUGGAUGGCUGAGAUCUGUCGGCCAGUCCGAUCAAUCUAUCGAUUCGAGAUUCCUUCUCAUCACAAGCUGCUCCCCAAGUGAGUAUAUAAGUCAGACCAUGGCCUCCGUUCCGUCACGUGGAAAAAUUUAGCGGAAGAAUACCAGAACCAUCACGUGUUACAAUCAAUAAAUUGACCGUUCCAAUUUAGUCUGCAUUGACCACGUGGUGUUAAAUGCUGGGGAGUGCGGCGUUUGGACCGUUUAUAAGGCCAGUCUGGGUAACUAAAAUUUAAAUUUAGCGGGAGGAGUGAGAACAGAUAUGCUAUGGAAUCCUUUGCCUCCUUCCAAGAGGAGCUCUUCCAUGGGGACAACAUGCCCUACUGGGCCUUUUCGCCGGGGCUGGCCUUCGAUCUCAUCGCCGCCGUCCCCGAGCCGGCUCUCGUGGAGCCGCCGGUUGUUCUCAGGAGCGCCUUCACGCUAUACACCAGGAGGGAGAAUGAGCACAUGGUGGGAGACUCGAGCUCCGGAGCCGGUGGUCGUCGGAACAUCCACCGGAGAGUGAUCGACAUGUUAAGAAGGAUUCCCCAGGCCAAAGAGGAAUGCAAAGGAGUAGAGAUGAGCCGUGGGUUUAGGCAUAUGAUGAGGGAAAGGCAGAGGAGGGAGAAGCUCAGCCAGAGCUAUGCUGACCUGCACUCAAUGCUUUCUUCUAGAUCAAAGGGUGAUAAGAACUCUAUUGUGCAAUCUGCUGCGGUGUGUGUGAGGGAGCUGAAGGUUGUGAAGGACCAGCUGCAGAGGCGAAAUGAGGAGCUUAAGUCCAUGAUUUUAGGGAGCAAUGGAAGAACAGAGGAGGCAAAGGUUAAUUUUCGGGUGGCAAAUCCAUCGUCUGCCAUCGACUCCUUGAUUGGAGCUCUUCGAUGCUUGAAGAGCAUGGAUGUCAAGGCCAGAGCCAUCCGGUCUCAUCUCUCUGGCCAUGAGUUGUCUGCCACCAUGAGCAUCGACACAAAGGUAGCGGCUGGUGAGGUGGAAAGAGCGGUGGAAGGCGCCCUAAGAGAAGCAGAGGAGAAGCUUCUUCGCCCCUUUCCUCGAACCCACGGAUGGUCCUAGUUCUGCCAUGUGGAAAAUAUGCCAUUAACCCUCCCAGCGUCUCAUGUCAUUAAACUACUCUUUUCGUACGGGAGGAGAUUGGCCAUGUGACCGUGAAUGGUUUUUCCUGGAAGCAGUCUUGGACGUCAUUUGCGGCUCCGCGUGGACUCUCGGCUUGGGUUCGUCUGCACCUGCGUGUGAGAAGUUUGUGGGGGGUUUUCAAGGAGCAUGUCUCGUUCAUGUCAUUUUUUUAUUUAUUUUCUUUUUUCUUGAAAAUUUCACAUUCUAUGUUGUAUAUAAUUUCAGGUUUAUCCAUUUAAGUCCAAGGUAUUGUAUUAUUGGUUAAUGAUUUCGAGGGUAGGUUGAACGUGGA
Messenger RNA from Elaeis guineensis (African oil palm), 1474 nucleotides. Its product is annotated as transcription factor BHLH148. Gene Ontology annotation, molecular function: protein dimerization activity. NCBI's taxonomy places the organism in Eukaryota, Viridiplantae, Streptophyta, Magnoliopsida, Arecales, Arecaceae. The record is from RefSeq and is a predicted model, not a curated record.